CCGGCCGUGCACCGAACGCCGUCGCUCGAACCUCUGUACUCAAUAGCCCUCCUCCGUCCUGGAUUUUGUCUCCUCCGUCCGACCAUUGAGGUUUUGCGCCCAACCCGUCCUAAUCUAAUCACCGCCGCCCUUCCCCUUUCGCUGCAAGCAUCUCAUCCCCAUCAUGCUGCUCAAGGUAUCUCGCCGGACCCAGCCGGCAUCCAUUGCUUGCGACGUGGCUCUCUCCUCCCCCUUCUCGAACUCGGACACCAGCUCCGGUCUGCCCAUCAGCCCGGCCCUGCCGCCAAGCCGUUUGUCGCGGGCGCAUCAGGGCUUCCACCGAAACGAAAUCGAAUCGGAUCCGGCCCUGUGGAAGACUCAUGUCAUCAGAGAGGUCGUCCUGGAUAUGGUCAACAAGGAGGUGGUCUGCUACCUCGUCGACCACCAGACCGUCCUCCGUCAAUACAUGCAUCCCAGCUGCUUCUUCCUGCUCAAGAAGGCGCUACGGGCGCUCUCCAACCCUGCCCUCUACUAUCUCGACGCCGACCAACCGCCGGGCUCGCCGCCUCCCGAGCUCCACCUCCCCGCUCCCUCGGCAAAGGCAAAACGCUCUGUGUUUCAAGAGAUCAACUCGGAGAUCCUGGAAACGACGUCGUCUGUUCUUCCGUUCCUGGUGCAUCUUCAAAAGCCCCAGCCGCGGCCGCCCAAGACUCCCCUUGAGAUCCGAAACGAGGUCUUUGCCAAGGUCCGCUCCGACCUGUUUGACAUCUAUCGGCGCUUUGUCCUGCAUCCCUUCCUGAAGCGGCAGCUACCGGCGUCCUACCAGCUCUGGCUGGCCAGCAGCAAUGUCGUCAAGUUCGAGCGCCGGAUCGCCGAAAUCGAUCGCUCUCUGGACGAGUAUGCAAAGAUUGCGAUCCAGAUCAAGACAACCCUGUGCAGGAUGCGCACUGCCUUUGUCGACCACGUUCUCCAGAUCUCGCCCGACUCGAUCUUUACUCUCGAGACGAUUCCUCCAACGCCCCUGGCGACCCCCACCCUAAUUGCCCAGCGAGCCGACGACGUGCCCAGUGCCCUCGAGCCUGCACCAAACGUUCUCGACUCGCUACCUCCCCCAGCCAUUGUGGUUUCUGAGGACUCGCUAGAUGUGCAUCCGCCCGCAUCCGUGCCCGAGUCGCUGGCCCAAGCUGCCGAUCUCUUGGAGAGCAACGGCGCUGUAGCCGCAGCUCCUCCGGCACCCGAUGGCGAUGAUGUUGCUACUCCUCCAGCAGCUCGUGCAAAGCCUGCCAAGAAGCGGCUCAAAAACCGCCAAUGCUUGCGCGUCAUGACCAAUCUCGCCUCUCAGGGACAGUGGGUCAUGACCGGCUCGCCCAUCGACGUCGAGGCCGAUCUCAGCAACGCCCCCAGCGAGGAUCUGAAUCUGGCUGCCAUCGACAAACUCGUCAGCAGGUUCAGCGACAGUAUCCGGGUCGAGUUUGAGGAUCUCGAGGAGCUCUCCGACGCCUUUCUCAAGGGUGUGUAUCAGGAUCUCCAGACCGAUGUGGCCCACAUCAACAACACGCUGCUGUCAAUCCAGAACAAGAUCGACAUGGUCUCUCGCGCACCGCUGGACCGCGGCGCCUCCGGCAUCCUCCCUGCUUCCGAUGGGGCGGCAGCAGCCUCAAUCGCCCUUGCUCCGCGCGAUAUCAUCCACGCCGUAGCUUCGACCCGCACCUUCAAGCUGCACGAGUCGAGCCCCGAAGGGAUCACCAUCGAGCAGGGUCGCCAGUACCUCGAGGAGCUAUCCAUGGCUCUGCUCAUGAUUUGCUACACGCGCGAUUUGGUGCAGGACGAGCUCAAGUCUCGAGAGGACCGACCCAAGCGGCCGCUGUCUCGCCCAAGCCUCGGCAACAUCACCCUCGGCAACCCCAACUCGCUCAUCGCCCCUGUCUCGCUGGCCACGGCAAGCGGCCUGGCGUCUUUCUUUUCGUCCAUCUUCACUGGCGACGAAUCUCAUCCGCCCUCUCCAACCAGCCGAUUCUCGCUGUUGCGUGCCCCGUCUCCGUCGGUGCCGGCGGAUGCGAGUGACUCACAACCCUUGACUACUGACAGGCCCCGACGCAAGUACCGGUUCACUGCUGCGGGCGAGAUUGAGAUCCUUGGCACCCAGAACUUUAUCAGCUGCUACGAAGUCGUGUGCGAUCUGCUGAGCCGGAUCCGCGAAAUGAGAAACGCGGCAACGACCCGCAAGAUCGAGGCGCUUCAGGGCCGCGAAGUGUGGAAGCAAGAAGCCAAGGCUCUCGUCAGCGAGACCGAAGAGCGUCAGAGACGGCAGCGCGAACUGCUCGAAGAGAAGCGAAACCGCAUUGCUGAAAUGGCACGCCAACAAUCCCAGGCCAUGAUGCGACCACCACAGCGGCGGCUCAUGUCGCUGCUUCAGCAAUCGCCCAUCCCUGGUGAUGGCUCAUCGUCGCCUGGGAGCCAGCGCGCUUCUGGCCUGACCGAGUCGGAUCAGAUUGCUGUCACGAUGGGCUCGCCACCCCUGCCAUUGGGCUCGCCACUGAUCAACCCGGUUACGACUCCGCCGCCGCCGCCGCUCGAGGGCUUCCUCUCCGAGAUUGAGCGCAAACUGACCAAGCCCAUGACCCAGACAAGCGGGGCCGAGGUGCCGCCCAGAGCGGACAGCAUCGGCGCGGUGGCAUCGCUUUCCUCAGAAGGCGAUCUCUCCACGGUCAGCCCAGACUCCAAGCCUGGCUUGCCUCCCAGUCUCGUCGAUGUCCCUGUCAAGGAGGAUGUGCUUUCGGCUGUCGCCAACGAAGCUGAAGCUGGUCUGGCAUCGCCUUCGCUGCCCGAUUUCUACGUGCCCUCGCCAACUCAACGCAACCUCGAUACCGAGAUCGAGUUGUCGCUGGCAGAAAUGGACUUGGCCGAGUCCCAAGCCGUCGCCCCUGCGGCCGAGACGACGGCCUCGCCCGCAUCCGAACUCGACCUUGUCCUUGGACACAUCGUCAGCACGAAACUCAAUGCGCCGCUCCCCACCGGGAUGGUCGGUGUGUAGAGCCACCUCAACUUCGGCCUGUGGUUUCCCAAUCCCAACGAACCUUGCUUUGGAUGGAUCGAUUCCCUCCUCCCUCCUUCCCUUCGCUCCUUCUUUGCUUUGGUUGUUUGCCCUAUCCUUCUUUUUUUUUUGUCGUUUGUUGGUGGUUUUUUGUCGAUUGCUUUUAUCCUGUGGUUGAACCCGCUCGUGCUGAUCACUGGCACUCAUUCACUGCGUUUUGACAUUUUGUCACUUAAUAAUGCUGGGAAUUCUCGUUCCCGAAGCAGCCCAUACCAGCUUUUAUACAUUUCUGCUCUCAACGAAGGGAU
This is a messenger RNA of Polychytrium aggregatum, 3321 nucleotides long. RefSeq lists its product as uncharacterized. NCBI's taxonomy places the organism in Eukaryota, Fungi, Chytridiomycota, Chytridiomycetes, Polychytriales. The transcript is spliced from 3 exons. The coding region runs from base 164 to 3013 and encodes 949 amino acids. The record is from RefSeq and is a predicted model, not a curated record.